Asterias rubens (European starfish) is the source of this 1045-nucleotide messenger RNA. Its product is annotated as neo-calmodulin-like. The coding region runs from base 59 to 598 and encodes 179 amino acids. The transcript is spliced from 6 exons. The record is from RefSeq and is a predicted model, not a curated record. NCBI's taxonomy places the organism in Eukaryota, Metazoa, Echinodermata, Asteroidea, Forcipulatida, Asteriidae. Gene Ontology annotation, molecular function: enzyme regulator activity; calcium ion binding.
UACUACUGAUCAGGUUGUCACUAAUGCUGGUACUAGCCAGGGUAUAUACAUCGUUUACAUGAUAUGUCAAUAUUUCGUAGUACAGACAGAAUUAAACAAAGCACCAACCACUGGAAACAUGUCUCAACAGCAGAACCAAGAAAUAGAGGAACAGCACGAUGACCUGACUCAUGAUCAGAUUGAAGAAUUGAAGAAUGCUUUUGACGUGUUUGACAAGGAUGGCAAUGGAUUUAUCACCAGUAAAGAACUUGGAAGUGUUAUGAGAUCCUUGGGACAGAAUCCUACAGAUGCAGAGCUUCAUACUAUGAUCAAUCAGGCAGACUUAGAUGGAAAUGGUAUCGUAAACUUCCCUGAGUUUGUUGCUAUGAUGCUGAAACGACUGGAAGGAAAUGACAAGAACGAAGGAAUCAGAGAAGCCUUCCGUGCUUUCGAUGUCGAAGACAAAGGUUUCAUUUGUGCCAAUGAGCUUCGUCACGUGUUAAGUAGCCUACAUGUCCAACUGUCUCCGCAAGAUGUGAAUGAGAUAGUCCAGGAAGCAGAUAUUACAGGCACUGGCAAAAUCACGUUUGAAGAAUUUGCCUUCAUGUUUGACAAGUAGCGACAAUGUACGGCAGUGACGUGGAGUAUUGCAGGCUGGUUGUGGAAUUCCCUCCAAUGAAACAACUCUUCAUUGUCUUCAUGCACAAAAUGUCUUCGUAUAUUACCAUGCACAGCAUACAAGAACGUCUGAACUAUAUUAAUUUUCAACUAUUUUUUACUUUGCAGUGCAAACGCGACGCGCUAUACACGCAUCGUACGAUGUAUACUAUAGGUUUUCUCGGUCAAUUUCGAAAAAUGAGCAGCCAAUUUAAUAGUCAGUGGUUCGAAUUAAAGCUAUUUUGCCUCUUCGGUUUUUACUGCGUUUCAAAUUCAGAAUUCGGUCAUUCAACUUCGUUUUGACGCAUUCAAGUUCCUAGCACACUAAUCCCUUUUUUUCAUGUCACUAUGGGUGCGUUCGUUUAGCUUCCCUGGGUCGACCCCGGUGUGUGGCGGGUUUUUUCCCAGG